AUGAAGCUGUUCGUUGAGACUCAGAGUGGCUCAUUGUUCGAGAUUGAAGUGGAUCACAAAGAUACACUGUCAGAGGUCAAACAAAAGAUCGAGAAGUCUCAACGUAUCCUUGUUUCCAAACAAACCCUUCUCUUCGACGGCAUGGUUCUUCAAGACGAUCUUGACAUCGAACAAUGCCAGAUCGUCCACGAAUCUCGUCUCCAACUCUUCGUUUCUCCUGACCACAACCAAACCGAGCAAUCUCCUCCACCGUCAAACUCAACAGAAGAACAGAUCAUCGACGGUCAUGAUCAAGAUUUAACGACUGUGACGGUUCAAAACGAUCAAUCUCCACUGCCAAACACAACAGAAAAUGUCAUCGACCCUUAUCAAGAUUCGACUGUGCCGACUCAAGUGCCUCAAACCGAGCAAUCUCCAUCGUCAAACUCAGUCGAAGAGAUGAUCACUAACAUUCAAGAUUCGUCUGUGAAGGAGAGGAUCCGGAACAAGAGGAUUGUUGUAUACGUUUCGCCGUAUUCAGGUGAGAGUAAAGCUGCCAAGGAGAUUCCGGUGGCUGUGAGUGUGAAGAUGAACGAUGACGUGAAAGAACUGAGGAACGAGUUGAUUAAGAUUGAAGAGAGGGGUGAGUUGAUUCUGCCGGAAGAAGGUUAUUUUCUUAUACACAAAAACAGAGUAUUGAACGAGAAUCUCUCAUUCUGGGUGGUUGGUGUUGAUCACGAAGAUACAAUUCAGAUCCUCCCUACACAUCUUACUCGUGGCUCUUUUAACCUUGACUCUUAA
This is a messenger RNA of Camelina sativa (false flax), 780 nucleotides long. The record is from RefSeq and is a predicted model, not a curated record. Lineage: Eukaryota; Viridiplantae; Streptophyta; Magnoliopsida; Brassicales; Brassicaceae.